CUCACUUUUUUACUUAAUACAUCAAUCUAUUCGCUUUUUUUCCUGCUUGAUCAAGUCUCAUCACUAUAAUAUUCACUACAUCAUUCAAAAUCCAUUCGACUUAACACCUCUUUAUCUCUAUAUCCAAACAGGCCAUAGAGCUAUACCUCAUGCCACCUCACUGCCCUGAUCCUCUUUGAUCAUACCCCCCAUCUUUUCCCCUUAUUUAUUCAUUAUCUACAAUCACAAACAAACAAACAAAAAAAAGGACAACAAUGGAUAAUACUGAAAAUACCAGCAACAAUGCAACUAAAAACCAAACUACAAGUUUUGACUCAAAUGUUUUCAUCUAUGCAACACUCUUCAUCGGCUUCUUAGUUGCAGUUAUUUAUUUUAGUCGGGUUGUCCUUGUUAAACGCAAGUACAGACGACAGGCAACUAAGAACUUUGACUAUGAGAGUUGUCCACCUAUGUAUCUGAACCAUCUACAAGACCUUCAAGUGUUCGGCGCGCGCUCCGGUAUACUGCAAGAACAUAGAGUAGGAGUAGGAGCAGAAGCGGGGACAGGCGUAGGUCUAGGACAGGCUACUGCGACUGGCCCCAUAGUGCCUUCAAAUGUUUUGAUCCGGGGGGAAGGGUAUUACUUUAUUACACCACGGACACACUCCAUAACUGGAUCUGCAACCGCGACUACAAUCCUGAGUCGCAAUAGCAAUAUUAACGCCCAUUCUAAUGCGAAUGUCAGAAACGUCGCUGCUGCUGAAGCAUCGCCACCUCCUGCAUAUGAAGCUCUCUUGCCAUGUGAGGACCUUGAUCUUCCUCCCGGGACUCCCGGGACUAACGUUCACAAUGCUACAAAUACUGCAACUGCAACCACAACUGUAGCCUCAUUCUCAACAACAUCUCUUGCUCCAGCCCUUGUACGAUCUUCAUCAUCCAAUUCUUGCUCGAGCUUUGCUGUUCUCUUGGCGCCCCACCCUCAGCGCCCAUCGUCGUCGUCGUCGUCAUACUUUUCCAAUGCUUUCAUUAAUGCGCCCAAUAAUGAAAAGUAA
This is a messenger RNA of Lobosporangium transversale, 1031 nucleotides long. RefSeq lists its product as hypothetical. The record is from RefSeq and is a predicted model, not a curated record. The transcript is spliced from 2 exons. Bases 255 to 1031 code for a protein of 258 amino acids. NCBI's taxonomy places the organism in Eukaryota, Fungi, Mortierellomycota, Mortierellomycetes, Mortierellales, Mortierellaceae.